AUGGACCACAUGGUGUACUGCAAGCGCUGUGGCGAGUGGCGCACCGACGCACCCAGCCAGGGCGCUGACGCGGCGCUCGGUGGCGGCUCGGCGAGGAGGAGACCCUCGGCCCCCACUCGGUCUUUGUCUCUGCCUGAUCGCCCUGCUGCUGGCGCCGCCGCAGAUCCCAGCCUGUCAGAGGACGAGCUCGAGCACCUCGUGCGCCUCGCAGAGAAGGCUGGAGAUGCACACGUUGCAGGUCGGUACAAGCAGCAGCUCCAGAACAAGAAGGCUGGAGACCCUCCCUUGCAGCAGCGCAUAUCCGACUGCGGCGCCAAGGUCGCUGAGCUCGAGAGUGUUUUGGAUAAGGAAGUGCAGAAGCUCGAACAGUACCAGCAGUGGGCCGCACAGCAGCUCAUCACGGUCACCGAGCUCACCGAAAGGCUGUCUCUGGCGGACGGUGAGUACAAGACCGCGGUCUCUGCUCUGGUGGGUGGGUCGCAGCAGCGGGCGAGUUCCCCCCCUGCGGUCCCUGCACGGUUGUCCAUCAAAGAGGUGGUGGAUGGCACGGGCAACAUCGCCGAUCUCAUUGACGUGGACUCGUACUUCGAUGUGGAGGGCUAUGAGUGCACCGACGACGACCGUAAGCAUAUCAUCGAGAGGCGUGACCAGCUGCGCGAGCAGCUGCAGGAGGUCGCCAAGGAUCUGUUCUCGGGCGCAGUGGAGAAGCUCGAGGCAAUCAAGAAGGACCACGCUGAUCACCUCGCCCGCCUCACCAAGAAGCGCAAGGGCCCUACGGGUGACGGCAUCGCUGCAGGUGGUCCCGCUGGGCCUGGAGGUGCAGCCGCGCAGGUGGCAGGAAGCGGUGGCAAGUCGCAGGCUGCUGCUGCUGACGCCAAGGCCGUGCCAACCGACAAGGACAAGCAGGUGGCCUUCGCCUCGGAGCGCCCGCCCACGCGCAGCCGCCUGAUCGUGGCAGGGGGGCUCGUUCUCAAUGUAAUUCAGGUCAGCUUGGUGGCAACCUCGGCCCGUGGAGAGUGCAUGGGCACGCCCAG
Prorocentrum cordatum is the source of this 1034-nucleotide messenger RNA. The record is from the annotation of a GenBank genome assembly. NCBI's taxonomy places the organism in Eukaryota, Dinophyceae, Prorocentrales, Prorocentraceae.